AUGACGUCCUUAGAUCAAUUUGUUGGAAAUAUUCGACAAUUAUCAAUAGAUGGUAAAUUUAAUGAUUUAGCACAAACAUUAACAAAUCCAAAUAUGGAUCAUCUUAGUAAAAAUAUACAGCAUAUUGAUUCAAUUAUUGCUACUUUUACUUUACCGGAACAUUCAAUGUGUAUGUUAGCUGGUUUACAUGCAAUUAUAAAAGCACCAAAUAUACCUGAGUUUGAUUUAUAUCUUACACAAGUUGAUACAUUUAUUCAAACAUGUUCAGCUGAACAAGUUCAUUAUUUACCUCAAUAUCUAUGUGAAAUAUGUCAUGUUAUUACAGAACGACUUCGAAAAGAAAAUCGAGCUCGAUUUGGAAUUCCCAUUCUUUAUCGAGCUAUUGAAUUACUUCGUCGUGAACCUGGUCAAUUACUUUCCAUACAUUCUGAUCUCUAUCAACUUUGUAUUCUUUGUCAAUGGUUUGAACCAGCAUUAACUUAUCUUGAUAUUGAUAUAAUUGAUAUUAAUCGUGAAAAUGGUAAAUUUGAUGUUAAACAUCUUUUACUUGCUUAUUAUUAUGGUGGAAUGAUUUAUGCUUGUAUAAAACAAUUUGAUCGUGCAGCGAAUUUUUUUGAGAAUGUUAUUACUGUACCAGCUACAGCAACAUCAGCUAUUGUUAUAGAAGCUUAUAAAAAAUAUGUUCUAGUUAAAUUAAUAUCUGGUUCAGCAUCAAAUAAUCAAUUACCAACAUAUACUAGUCGAACAGUUCAACAAGCAAUAAAAAGUUUAUGUGGUACACAAUAUACAGAAUUAUUUAAUAUAUUUAAUAAUGGUACAUUAACACAAUUUGAUGAAUUUGUUAAUCAUCAUCGAGAACAAUAUGCACGUGAUAGAAAUUUAGGUUUAAUAAAACAAACACGAAAUGCAUUUAUAUGUAAUAGUAUUCAACAAUUAACAAAAACAUUUUUAACUGUCUCAUUAAAAGAUCUUGCUAAUCGUGUACAACUUCAAUCAACAAAUGAAGCUGAAAAAUACUUAAUUGAUAUGAUUGAAAAUGGACAAAUAUUUGCAUCAAUUAAUAAAAAAGAUGGUAUGGUUAUAUUUCAUGGUUCACCAGAAAAAUUUGAUGCUAAUAAUAUGUUAUCUAAAUUACAAGAUGAAACAGAAAAACGGAUGUUAGCUGAAAAACAAUUAAGAGAAUUAGAACGACAAAUAUCAUUAAGUAAAGCAUAUAUUCAACGCACACAACAAUCAAGUCCUUAUCAUGAUCGUCCAAAAAUACUUAAUUAA
Messenger RNA from Rotaria sp. Silwood2, 1272 nucleotides. The record is from the annotation of a GenBank genome assembly. Lineage: Eukaryota; Metazoa; Rotifera; Eurotatoria; Philodinida; Philodinidae.